AUGACUGAAGGGACUAUGCGUGACAUCAUCGAAUUGCCAACAUUCGCCCAUGAAAAAGCCCAGAGGAAUUUCUUCUACUUUGCCACAUCUUGCGGCUUUUUUUUGGACAAAGAAAAGGCCGAAGAUUCUAUGUUGUGGGCGCGAUGCGAGCAGGUGCACAUACACGCCAAGAACAGAUUUAAGCGGAUGAGGAAGUGUCAGAUUCGUUUUCCGGAUGCGAGUUUUGAUCCUUCUCCUCCUGGCAGCUGGCUGCCGAGCAGAUUCUUUGGAAGAUGCGGUAGUGGAGGCGAUCAAGACCGCCCACGACAAUCUGUCAUUGCGCGAGAAGGACGCUGCUACGAUCGAAGUUGGGUCAAAACGACAUGGAGCACGGACAGUUGCAUAAGCUAUUGCGCUCGAAGCGGUGCGGUGGAGACAGCGGUUGGAAUCGAGGUGGGACCAUGGCGAACUGCAGAGAUGGGUGGAUCGAGGAUCAUUACACGAUCACAACCACUACGCUCCACCGCGCCGCUUACGCAACUGUCCGUGCUCCAUGUCGUUUUAACCCAACUAGACCACUCGUCUCAAAUGGAACUCGUUACAAAAAAAAUCUUAAAAAUUGUCGUGGGGAAGUUCGGCAGUGGUGUGUUAGACGAACUAGCCAAUUUGGAUGUGGAUGAGCUUUUGGCGAGAGCUGGAGAAGCUCGAAAGAAACGUGGAGCCACAGGUUGUGGUCUUAAGCUUGUGGACUGCACCAGCGAGGACAGCAAUGUUUUUCGAUCAAUAACGGGGAAAUGCAACAAUCCGAUGAAUUCCACUUGGGGCGCUGCAGUAACCCCAGUACGUCGACUUUUGGGUAAAGCCAGCUAUGGAGACGGAUUCAAUACAAUCCGAACAAAGGGAGUAAAAGGUACUACGCUUCCCUCGACUCGUGAAGUUUCCAACAAACUUCAUCAGGAGGGAGCUAAUCCAACAUUUGACUACACAAGAAAUCAUUUCUACAUGCAAUUUGGACAAUGGAUCGCUCAUGACAUCAUUUUCAUGCCGUCUUCCGUCGGACCAACUGGAAAGGAUCUCAAUUGCACCUCGUGCGAUUCACCGCAAUUCAGUGAGAACUGCGCUCCAAUCCCUGCACCAGCAAAUGAUAGCUAUUUUAAACCAUUUAACAACGGAACUAGCAGAUGCAUCCGCCUGACACGUGCUCUGAACGCUCAAAAAGGACUUGGAGUCCGAACGCAGAUCAAUCAAAAUACUCAUUUCCUCGAUCUUUCCACUGUUUACGGUUCUGAGGAUUGUGAAGGAGCCUCAGUACGGUCUUUGAUUAACGGCGAGUUGAAGACGUUCAUCUACAAUGGUGAUGUUCUUCCACCACAAAAAAAGAAUGACAGUAACUGCCUUUCGAAAGAUCCAUUUUAUUGCUAUACUACUGGUGAUUUCCGCAAUUCGUUGCAUCCUGGGUUGGUACCGUUGCACGUCACUUACAUUAAGGAGCACAAUAGAAUUGCAGCUCAGUUCAAGAAGGCGAAUCCAGACUGGCCUGACCAGAGACUGUUUGAGGAGGCUCGUCGAGUGAACAUUGCUCAGUUCCAACAUCAUGUAUACGAUGAAUAUUUACCUCGAGUAGUCGGCGAAAAGUUGAUGACCGACUUCCGCUUGAAGCCGCUCAAGUCUGGAUUCUCGACAGAUUAUUCCCCGUCAGUGAACGCUGCUCUCUCGGCCGAAUUCGCUGCUGCUGCAUUCCGAUUUGGUCAUGGACAAGCACGAAAAGAUUUUCCAAGAGUCACCAACAAGAAUACCACUGCUGGUUCUUCUGUCGACCUCGGCAACAACAUUUUCUAUGUAGAUUCACAUUAUGCGCCAAAUCAAGGAGGAAUCGCGUCGUUCAUUGAAGGAAUGAUGCAACAUGCUGUCAUGAAAGCUGACAACGAAUUUUCCUUCCCUAUUCGCAACCAGCUGUUCGAAAUUCGAGGACGACCAGCUUCGGGAGUUGAUCUUGUUGCGGUGAAUAUUAUGCGUGGCAGAGACAUUGGAUUGUUCCCAUACAACGAGUACAGAACACUUGUGGGAUUGAAGAAGGCGAAUACCUUCGACGAUCUCAGGAGCGAAAUGGAUGCAACUAAUGUGGAGGCGCUGAAAAAGGUUUAUGCUGAUGUGAACGACAUUGAUCUUUACACUGGUAUAAUGCUGGAAAGGCCUAUGGUGGACACCGUGAUUGGUCCCACUGGAGGGUAUAUAAUUGCUGAACAGUUUGCCGCUCUUAAACGCGGUGACCGCUUCUUCUACGAAAACCAAGUGAGAGGAACCAGAGGAUUGAAACCAGAAGAAUUAGAUGCAGUAAGACGUUCUCAUCUAUCAAAAGUGAUCUGCAUGAACACAGUCGGCAUGGACAAUGUACCAGUAGACAUUUUCAGCCUCCAAUCUGAGCGAGUUCCGUGCAGUACUCUCCCAGAGGUUGAUAUUCGUUUCUUCAUUGGCCAACCACCCCCACCACCACCACCACCACCACCAGGAAAACCUCAGGGGAUAUAUAGCGGAGCAGCAAACGGCCCAAGUACUAUUUGCUGUGAUUUUCAAUUUGGAUUCAUUCCUUUUCAUGGACUUUUGGAACAGGAUGAAGUUGCUUACGAUAUGGUAACACUGAGCAAAAAGAGGACGGUGGUACGAAAUAUGCGUCUUCUUCUGCAGUUCAAGAAAGGAAAUACAAGAAUUAAUCGAGCUUGCUAA
Messenger RNA from Necator americanus (New World hookworm), 2703 nucleotides. RefSeq lists its product as uncharacterized. The coding region runs from base 1 to 2703 and encodes 900 amino acids. The record is from RefSeq and is a predicted model, not a curated record. Gene Ontology annotation, molecular function: heme binding; peroxidase activity. The transcript has 23 exons. Gene Ontology annotation, biological process: response to oxidative stress. NCBI's taxonomy places the organism in Eukaryota, Metazoa, Nematoda, Chromadorea, Rhabditida, Ancylostomatidae.